AUGCUUGCAACGUACCGGAAUGAGGAGCUCGAGGUUGGGGUGCGGCAGUUUCUGGGCGCGCUGCGGCAGCGUGUGGACGCGGCGCGGGCGAGCAAGUGGCGGGCAGUGACGGCCGCGUCGCGGCGCAAGGCCGAAGCAGCGGCGGCGAAGCGGCGUGCGCGGCGUGCGCUGCCGGGGCCAGAGCUGGACGAGGACGUGCCGCUACCGAUGAAUGUGGACGCAUCCGCCCUGCCGACCGACUCGUCCACCUCGGUCAAGCGGUACUCCACCAUUGCGCCGCAGCGUGCGGGAGGCGGCGAGACGGUGCUGGCGGUGAAGCUGCCGCGAGUCCGGCGGCUACCGAUGCACCAUUUGGCACCGAUGGUGGAGCAGCUGACGCGGUCUGACGAUGAUCCGCAUCUGCGGUUCCUUCCGUGGCACGGCGACGACAAGGAGGUCAACGUUGAUAUCUCGCUCUACUCGUCAGUUCUCGGCGACUCGAAUGGGCUCGACGACAUUGUGGAAAUCCAGUUUCUCAUCCGCUCGACUUUUGAAGCUUUUGGCAACACCAUGGAGACAGCGGCAGUGCUGGGCUCGCUUGUCGGCGCGCGAGCGUACGAUCUGCUCCGUCGGUACAACGAGACGGUCGAUACGGUGGCACGGCGAGCGGGGAGGGUGGCGCGACAGCAACAAGCAGUGCUGGGUAAUGCCGAGCUGACUAACUCGGUCUUGCACCCAGGCGUGGUGCUUCAGCGAGUCAAGCUGCCAGCGAGCGCGCAGUUCCGCGGAGCCGGACGGCGCAGCGAGGACGGCGAGGUGGUUAUUCCGUCGGACGAGGCGCUUCACGAGAGCUACCACUCGCUCUUUUGCCGAACGUGCUACACGUACGGGUGCGACCUGCACAGCAUCGAACCGCAGAACUUUCCGCCCAAGCCGCAGAUCCCGCCGUGCCCCAAGGUCCUGCUCGACAUGCUGCAUCCGGUCGGGGCGACGGAACAGAGCAAGUUUGUGAUCGAGGCCGAGGUGUGGGAGUCGUACGCGUGCGGGCCAGAGUGCCACCUCCACGAUCCGCGGGCGCAAGCGCUGAUGCCAUCGAUUCUGGUGCGGCGGCGAGAGAUGGCAAGCGAGGGUGGAAGUAGCGGCGCGAGCGGUGAGGCGCGGUACCGCAAGCUGAUGGCGUCGCUACGAGACGGGUUCACUAUGACGCAGGAUCUCCACGGGUGGCUCCCAUACGAAAUCGCGCUGCUGAGCAAGGGGUUCACCAUGUAUGCAACCGACUACUGUGCGGUGGCACGGAUGGUGCCUGGGCGGACUUGCCGCCAGGUCAAGACGAUGCUGCGGGUGAUUGGGCUGUCUGAAGAGGACGAGGCAUCGCUGGCGUGGAUCCUGUACUUUGCAGCGCAGGAGGAGCCAGGCCCGGCGCCACGUCUCGGCAUCUCGUCGAGUCAGGUGCAGAACCCUGAUGAGAUGUCGAAUCCGCACUUGCGACCGUGCAGCCACCUCGGCGCGUGCACGGACAACUGCUCGUGUGUGCGUCACCGCGGCUUUUGCACGGAGCUCUGCUCGUGCACGCGCAACUGCCCGCGGCGGUUCCCCGGGUGCGCGUGCCGGAACGGGUGCACCAACAAGUCGUGUCCGUGCCGGAUGGCCUUCCGCGAGUGCGUGCCCGGCAUUUGUCGAUGCCCGUCGAACGAUGCAGAGGUGCGAGUGCGGAAGGAGCCGUUGGUGGCAGACUCGCUGCGGCGGAUGCUGACGACCGUGGCGUCGUCGCCGCAGGACGAGAUGAUGCUUGUGCAGGCAGCGGCAAUGACCGGCAUUUCGUCGGUCGAGAGCGGGUCGGGAUCUAGCGAGAGCUCAGGGUCGGCAUCGGACUCGUCCUCGUCGACGUCGCUCAACGAGCGGCCUCGGAAGCGGCGGGCUUCGCGGCGGAAGCGUGUGCAGCGGCGCGAGCCGGUGACCGGGACAGCGCCACCGGCAGCAGCGGUGCAGCCGUGCCGCAACCUCGCGCACUUCAACAAGGUCCACAACAAGGUUGUCGUGGGCAUAUCGACGGUGGCCGGAUGGGGGCUCUUUGCCGGGCAGCCGAUCUCGCGUGGCCAGUUUAUCGGCGAGUACGUCGGCGAGGUGGUCUCGAGCACUGAGGUCGAGCGGCGGCACUCGGAGUACAGCUCGAUGCGUAUCUCGUACGUCUUUGACUACAACCGCGAUUUCGUCAUCGACGCCUUCCGCAAGGGCUCUGGAACCAAGCUCAUCAACCACUCUGACGAGCCAAACGUCCACCCGAUGACCAAGGUUGUCAACGGCGUCGAGCGUGUGGGCCUGUACGCCUCGCGCGACCUGCGGACUGGCGACGAGCUCCUGUUCUGCUACAACUACGACAAGGAGAAGCGUGAAUGGUACCUCGACUCGGAUUUCCAGCAGAUUCUCGAGGCCGAGGGCAACAAAGAGGCGCCACUGGUCGUCGAGUAGAGGCAGAAUAAGUAAAGUCAGCCGUGGCCGA
Molecule: messenger RNA, 2479 nt
Organism: Thecamonas trahens ATCC 50062
Lineage: Eukaryota; Apusomonadida; Apusomonadidae
Exons: 2
Coding region: 1-2448 (815 amino acids)
Biological process (GO): chromatin remodeling
Molecular function (GO): histone methyltransferase activity; protein binding
Source: RefSeq, a predicted model, not a curated record